Molecule: messenger RNA, 767 nt
Organism: Fimicolochytrium jonesii
Lineage: Eukaryota; Fungi; Chytridiomycota; Chytridiomycetes; Spizellomycetales; Powellomycetaceae
Exons: 3
Coding region: 114-767 (217 amino acids)
Source: RefSeq, a predicted model, not a curated record
CCUUUCUUUGCCUAGAGGGAAGGCCUUUCUUUGCCUAGAGGGAAGGCCUUUCGUUGCCUAGAGGGAAGGCCUUUCCACCCUGACACGUCUCACCAACACACACACACACUGACAUGGCUGACACACACAUGGCCGAACCCGAACACGUACCCAUACCAAGAGUUUGUGGACACCCUCAGUGCAAACUGCUCAACAUUGCCGACAUUGCCGCCGACAUUGCCAUGGCUGCCGAGAGAGGGGAUGAGGGGACAGCAGUGCAGCCACAGAGUGGGGAGCUGAGGUCGGAGCUCGAGGCGGGUGGCUGGCUUCGCCAAAAGCAGCAAAUGAAAAUAUGGGAGGACCUGGAGGCCCAGAGGAGGGCAGGCAAUGCAGCGGUCGCAUGCAGGGUCGCAUGCAGGGUUGGAUGGGGCACUGUAGGGCCCCCUGUCCUCGGUGGUUGGGGCAGCAAGACCGAGGAGGACCCGGGCUUUGUGCGAGCAAAGAAGAGGAAAACGACACCAGGGGCUCAAGAACUGCAGCGACGAGAAAAGUUCAACAAACUGGUGGACGACGAUCGAGCUGGAAGACCACCUUCGCUCUCACAGAAAGGAGUUGCUGACAAGCAUGGGUACGAUCGCCCAGUGGUCCUGGUAUCCCCUCCUCGCCUUGCACCCAGGCUCGAUGUAAAGGCACUUGCUUAUGGUGUUUCGCUCCCACUACGAGUACAUGAGUGGCUUGACAACAAACAGACAGUAUUCAUCGUCGCUCAAAUUCAGAAUCGUGUCUGA